Pelobates fuscus (common spadefoot toad) is the source of this 3714-nucleotide messenger RNA. It is a transcript of the gene SLITRK5, whose product is annotated as SLIT and NTRK like family member 5. Gene Ontology annotation, biological process: axonogenesis; regulation of presynapse assembly; positive regulation of synapse assembly. Bases 320 to 2974 code for a protein of 884 amino acids. Gene Ontology annotation, molecular function: protein binding. The transcript is spliced from 2 exons. Gene Ontology annotation, cellular component: membrane. NCBI's taxonomy places the organism in Eukaryota, Metazoa, Chordata, Amphibia, Anura, Pelobatidae. The record is from RefSeq and is a predicted model, not a curated record.
CCCUUUCUCUCUCCCGCUCUAUCUCCUAUCUUCUUCCUAUCUCCCUCUAUCUGCUCUCUCUCUCUCACACACAUUCCCCCUCUCUCACUGCAAUCCCUUCGGGUUAAAUCAUUUCACAAUGGCUCGCUUGAAGCCGGAGGACCCCCUGUCGGGCUGCGAGUGUGUGUCUGUCUGUCUGUAAGUGCUGGUCAGCCUGCAUUUCGCAGCCAAGCGCUGGAAGAGCCGCCUCUUCUCCUGCCACCCCAAUCACACCACCAGAUGCAUUUUUUAUGGCUUUCCGCGAUGUUUGGGCCCUGGAGACUGCUGUCUGAGAGGUAAUAUGUACUAUUGCUGCUCCUCAGUCACGUCUGACCAGGACUUAAACAAGAAAAUGCAGAUGUGGAUGUUACAGACGAUUGCAUUUGCUUUAACAUCCCUCGUUCUUUCUUGGGCAGAAACAGUAGAAUAUUAUGGAGAGGUUUGUGAAAAUUCGUGUCCUUGUGAGGAGCGUGAUGGCAUAUUAACUGUAAAUUGUGAGAACAGAGGAAUCAUCAGCCUUUCAGAAAUUACCCCUCCACGCUUUUCAAUAUAUCAUCUUUUGCUCUAUGGGAAUCUCUUAAAUCGUCUUUCUCUAAACGAGUUUGUCAAUUACACAGGAGCUUCUAUAUUGCAUCUUGGUAGUAACGACAUACAAGAUAUUGAAAUUGGGGCUUUUAAUGGACUCCAGGGUCUAAAGAGGCUGCACUUGAACAACAACAAGCUGGAACUUAUAAAAAACGACACGUUCCAUGGCCUAGAAAGCUUGGAGUAUUUGCAAGUAGAUUAUAAUUAUAUUAUCGCUAUAGAACCCUAUGCUUUUAUUAGGCUGCAUUCACUGCAAGUGUUGAUACUGAACGACAACCUUCUGUCCUCUUUGCCUAAUAAUCUUUUUCGUUUUGUCCCCUUAACUCACCUAGACUUGAGAGGGAACAGACUUAAAGUCCUUCCCUUCCUGGGUCUGUUGGAGCACAUGGAUAAAGUGGUGGAACUGCAACUAGAGGAGAACCCCUGGAACUGCUCCUGUGAAUUGAUUGCCCUUAAAGAUUGGCUCUACAGCAUCUCCUAUUCUGCUUUAGUGGGUGACGUGGUCUGUGAAACUCCUUUUCGACUUUAUGGGAGAGACCUGGACGAGAUCUCCAAACAGGAAUUAUGUCCAAGGAAAUUGAUAUCGGUAUAUGAGAUGAGACCUCAAAUUCCUCGGAGUACCAAUGAGUACUUCCAUACUACUCCAGCCUCAGUGAAUUCCGGUGCCACUCCCUCAUCUCAUGUUUACAAACCCCCCACGAAACCCAAAAGCACACGGCAGCCUAAUAGAUAUAGAGUAAGGACCACAUCACACCACCCUCCCAAAGAUACUGGAUAUAGCAUAAGCAUAGCUUAUCAGACCAAAUCCCCAGUGCCUUUGGAGUGUCCUACUAACUGCACAUGCAAUUUACAAAUCUCCAAUCUGGGACUUAAUGUGAACUGCCAAGAGAGAAAGAUAAACAGCAUCUCUGAUUUGCACCCCAAACCUUACAACCCCAAAAAGAUGUACUUGACAGGAAACUACAUCAGUUUGGUUCGCAGGGCUGAUUUCAUUGAGUCGACAGGAUUGGAUCUUCUUCAUCUUGGGAACAAUAGGAUAUCAGUUAUUCAAAAUAGAGCCUUUGGGGAUUUAACUAAUUUACGUAGACUGUACUUAAAUGGCAAUUCUAUUGAAAAGCUGACACCAGAGUUGUUUUAUGGGCUUCAGAGCCUUCAGUAUCUGUUCUUACAAUAUAACAUUAUUAAGGAAAUCGAACCAGGGACAUUUGAUGCUGUCCCCAACCUCCAUCUUUUGUUUCUGAAUAACAACCUCUUAAAAUCUCUGCCAGGAAACAUUUUCUCCGGAUUGAGUCUUUCACGGCUGAAUCUCCGAAGCAACCAUUUCUCACAUUUGACAGUGAGCGGUGUAUUAGACCAACUCAAAUCUCUGGUACAGAUCGAUUUGCAUGAAAACCCUUGGGAUUGCUCCUGUGAUGUUGUAGGCAUGAAAUUGUGGUUGGAGCAGCUAAGUGUUGGGGUGCUGGUUGAUGAUGUCAUCUGCAAAUCCCCAAAGAAAUUUGCACUAAAAGAAAUGAGAUCCGUCAAAUCUGAUCUUCUCUGCCCUGAUUAUUCUGAUAUCAAUGUCCCUACUCCCACCCCAUCCGACGUGCAACCCCUGGAGAGCACCACAACUUUGGUCCACCCCAUUAAGUUCAACAAUGUAUCCAGCACUGUGCCCUUGUCUGUGCUGAUUCUGAGCCUGCUCUUGGUUUUCAUCAUGUCGGUGUUUGUGGCUGCAGGCCUAUUUGUCCUUGUGAUGAAAAGAAGAAAGAAGAAUCAAAACGACCCAGCCAGCACCAACAACUCAGACGUGAGUUCAUUUAACAUGCAAUAUAGUGUCUACAGCAACAGACCCCUACCCAAAGUGAAGACCCCGGCAGGGCACGUUUAUGAGUAUAUCCCCCACCCUCUAGGUCACAUGUGCAAGAACCCCAUCUAUAGAUCGAGGGAGGGGAACUCAGUGGAUGAUUAUAAAGAUCUCCAUGAACUUAAGGUCACCUACAGAAACCACCUAGAAGAAGAGAGGGACAAUAAUCUCAGGAGUCCUAGCUACAGUGUCAGCACCAUCGAACCUAGAGUGGAGCUUUCUCCUGUACAAGAUACUGAUCGAGUUUACCGAGGGAUUUUGGAGCCGGAUAAAGGACCAUCGACGGGGAAUAAUAUCGAUUAUAAGUACAGCAACCCUGCUGCGUACACAUUUGCCCCCAAGUAUGAAGCAAAGCGUCAGUUCUUGCAUCCGGACAGGUUAAGGGAAGCGGUGCUUUACAGCACCCCUAGUACUGUCUAUGUGGAACCUAACAGAAACGAGUAUCUGGAAUUAAAAGCAAAACUAAACGUUGAGCCGGAUUACCUCGAAGUGCUGGAAAAACAGACAACUUUUAGCCAGUUUUAGACUCCUAUCUACAGUGUUAUCUGUGAAAUAAAGGACUAUACGACGUUUUUGUUGCUUCAACCUUCGGAUGAAGUGCCUUGGCACAAGAUUUUCAGCUGCAGAAAAUUAUACUGAAAGGGUGUGCAAUUUUUUUUUCUAGAACAAUAUCUAUUGUAUAAACUGGGCACAACAUUUACUGUUUGCAAGCGUUCUCCAGUGGUCUAUUUCUGCAGCCUGAGAAUUAUUGAGUUGGAAUCACUCCGGGUGCUAGGAGGUAUAUAUGAAAAAUAAACCACAUAUGCUAUAUAACCCUUCAGAUAAGGGUGGGUCUAAAUGACUUUUAUGGUGUUUUAGAACCCCCUCCCCUAAGUUUAAUAUAAAAGUAAAUUUUUACAGGAUGUAUUUGUAUGCUUUCUGGACUUUUGAAGUAAAAAUCUAAAUGAUGUACUCUACUACCAUCUUUAUGCAUCACCAUAGAUGGUAUAAACAAAAUACUUAAGUUCAAAGACAUAGAAUCCAUAACUUGGUUAGUCAAAAUAACUUAUUGUUGAAAUAUGAAAUAUUUUAAUGUAGCACCUAUUUUUAUAUGCACAUUAGCAUUUAUUUUUUUCUUCUUCACUAUUCCAGUCUUUGAUUUGCUCAAAUGUGUUGCACUACAUAAAAAAAGGACAUUUCUAGAGCAUAUAUAGGCUGAUCAUGUAAGAUAAAAAUUAAAAAGAUGACCAAAAUAUAUAGAGUCAAUCAAUUGGUCAUUGGUCAGA